Exophiala oligosperma is the source of this 5368-nucleotide messenger RNA. RefSeq lists its product as uncharacterized. Lineage: Eukaryota; Fungi; Ascomycota; Eurotiomycetes; Chaetothyriales; Herpotrichiellaceae. Gene Ontology annotation, molecular function: protein binding; phosphorelay sensor kinase activity. The record is from RefSeq and is a predicted model, not a curated record. The transcript has a single exon. The coding region runs from base 445 to 4839 and encodes 1464 amino acids. Gene Ontology annotation, biological process: regulation of DNA-templated transcription; phosphorelay signal transduction system; detection of visible light.
CAGAGUCCAUCCACCCUCUAUCCAUCCCGCCUUUUGGCCACAGCAUCCUCUCCUUACGCAUCCAUAUGUCUUUUUCAUUCCUUUAGUCUGCAUCCUCUCUGUGACUGUAUUCCUACGACACAUGGGCGUUCUGCCCAGAGACUUGUCCUGCCCCCGCCUUCCGAUUGCCACGACGCCUUUCCUGCCAAACCUCUGCCAGUGCCCGCUGGCCCAAGGCGAUUCAGGAUAUGUAAAAGAGUGGAAAGUGCGUUUGAAAAGGGACUGGGGACAACCAACACGUCGCUCGAUCCUACGAACUACGACAAUGCGCGCACUCGAGUGAUACUACACGUAAUUGUUGCAAAGAGAUUAGUGGCGCGCGAGAGCAGUUGUUGCUGAGGGCGGAUUGAUAUCCGCCUCUUUGGCCACCCAAGCUGCAGCGCUGAAUCCAUUGCCUGCUGCACCAUGCCAAAGCCGGCCUCAAUCCACGAGUCGGAGACGACAGGGACGGAGUCUCAAGCGGACCCAGAUGCCUCAUCUCAAACACCUCAGGACCGGCAAAGUCCUCCACCAAAGUCACCCAGAAAACAUCCUGGGCAGAAACCGCCAACCUGGAUUCCCAUAGGACCAUCCCAGUCACAAGUCAGCAUCUUUACCGGCAACGCUGGAGGCCCAGCGUCACCAGCAAUCUCAACCCGGUCCGAGGAAACCAAUUCAGCCCUCAGUCCGGGUUCGAUUGACCGUGUCUUUCCUGUUCGCUCCGCCGUUACGAUUGACCCAACAGCCACCCCUUUGCCCAGGGGAGAGCAGGGGUCUGGCUUUCCUGGCUUCAGACCUGUGUCUCAUGCAAGAAGGCCAACCCGUACUGCCGAUGUGACCGGGUCGCCACCAAGUGGACCAUCAGCAAGGACAAUGUCCGUCUCGGAAACGUCAGAGCCCUCUAUUUCGGGACAGCAGCGCCGCCGACGACAGUCACCCGACAGCCAGAUAGCCAUCGACGUCGAUACUCAAGUUGUCACAAAUCUUUUGAUUGGAGAUGACCAGUCGCAAAAGUCUGAGGUUUCGAGCAUAUCUGGGGGUGUCGCGGUCGGUUCCUUACAAGAACCAACUCUGGUCACCGCGCGCUUUAAGCACAUAGUGACGGACGGCGGCCACGCGGUCAUCACUGGUAGAGACGGUGAAACAUUACAGCGCUGCGAGGACGAACCUAUACACAUUCCGGGCGCCAUUCAAAGUUUCGGGCUCCUUGUUGCCUUGCGCGAAGAAGAAGAAAAGUUUGUGGUUCGAGUUGUUAGCGAAAACUCGGCUAAGAUCAUUGGCUAUACGCCUCAGGAGUUGUUCCAACUGACUUCGUUCUUGGACAUUUUCAGCGACGAACAAGCAGACAAUCUCUUGGAUCAUCUAGACUUUAUUCGGGAUGAGGGCGCCGGAGAUGUCGUUGCUAACGGACCGGAUGUGUUCAUGCUUACCAUCAGGCCUCCUCAUUCCAGAAGCCGCAAGCUGUGGUGUGCCAUGCAUUUAUCAGAGAGCGAUCCUGGUAUGAUCAUAUGCGAAUUCGAGAUUGAAGACGACAAGGCCAAUCCUCUGCGCCCCCCAGAGGAAGAGACCCCUGAUAUUCCGGAAGACACGCUUGGAAGCAAGCCGACAGAUGAAGAGUUUAUCGACAGUACGGUCAAUAUCAGCAGACCCCUUCGCGUUUUGCGUAGUGCACGCAAGAAACGUUCCGAAGCGGCUGCCAUGGAGGUUUUCAACAUUAUGUCCCAAGUACAAGAGCAACUGGCCACUGCGCCGACUCUGCCAAUAUUUUUGAAGGUCUUGAUAGGCAUAGUAAAGGAGCUCACCGGCUUCCACCGAGUGAUGAUCUACCAAUUCGACCAAGCCUGGAAUGGGCGUGUUGUGGCCGAAUUAGUAGACCCGAGGGCCACUCGUGACCUUUACAAAGGCCUCAACUUUCCUGCGUCAGACAUUCCUAAGCAGGCGAGAGAUCUAUAUAGGAUCAACAAGGUUCGUCUACUUUACGAUCGAGAUCAAGAGACGGCUCGGCUGGUGUGCCGGACGAUGGAAGACCUGGAAAAGCCUCUUGACAUGACCCAUGCCAAUCUGCGAGCUAUGUCGCCCAUCCACCUGAAGUAUCUGGUCAAUAUGGCCGUGCGCUCUUCCAUGUCGAUAUCGAUCAACGCAUUCGAUGAAUUAUGGGGUCUCAUCGCUUGCCAUACAUAUGGGCCAAAGGGGAUGAGGGUCUCGUUCCCAAUCCGUAAAAUGUGUCGCCUCGUUGGUGAUACUGCCUCUCGCAAUGUCGAGCGCCUGUCGUAUGCAUCAAGGCUCCAAGCACGGAAGCUCAUCAACACAACCUCCUCUUCCACCAAUCCGUCAGGCUACAUUGUGGCGUCGUCCGAAGAUCUCUUGAAGCUAUUUGAUGCCGACGUUGGCGUGCUGUCAAUACGCGAUGAAACCAAGGUCAUGGGAAGGUCGGGAGGGCAUCUGCAGGAAGUCCUCGCCAUGGUGGAAUAUCUACGAAUGAGAAGAAUGACCUCGGUCUUCUGUUCGCAGGACAUAUCAAAUGACUUUCCCGAUCUCCGAUACGAGCCGGGAUGGAAAUAUCUCGCCGGUGUGCUGUACGUUCCACUCUCUAGUGGCGGGGGGGAUUUCAUUGCGUUCUUCCGCAAAGGAGUUCUCCAAGAAGUCAAGUGGGCUGGCAAUCCCUACGAAAAAUUCGUCAAGGAAGGCACCGAAGGCUACCUUGAACCUCGAACCAGUUUCAAAGCGUGGAGUGAGACUAUCGUUGGCCGGUGCCGUGAUUGGACUGAUGAGGAGAUCGAAACGGCAUCUGUUCUCUGUCUUGUCUACGGCAAGUUCAUUGACGUGUGGCGGCAAAAGGAGGCUGCGCUCCAAAAUAGUCAGCUCACUCGGCUCUUGCUUGCAAAUUCUGCUCACGAAGUUCGGACCCCUCUUAAUGCAAUCAUCAAUUAUCUCGAGAUAGCAUUAGAGGGACAGUUGGAUCAGGAUACACGGGAAAAUCUGGCACGCUCACAUUCGGCCUCGAAAUCUCUGGUCUAUGUCAUCAAUGAUCUUUUGGAUCUCACCAAGACAGAAGGCGGCCAGAAUCUGGUCAAAGACGAAAGUUUCGAUCUGCUCGCUGCACUUAAAGAAGCAACAGAUCCUUUCAUUGGCGAUGCAAAGCGCAAAAACCUGGAUUAUCAUGUCUCCAUCGCACCUGAGCUACCCCAGAGAGUAGUGGGUGACCAUCGACGAGUCCGUCAAGUUGUGUCAAAUCUCAUUGCCAACGCGAUUCAGCACACAAAUCAAGGGAGAGUGAUUGUAGAAGCUUCUUUGUCAGAGAUGUCGUCGCGAGAGGAUAAGACAGAAGUGGAAAUCGUAGUCGAAGACUCUGGCGUUGGCAUGUCCCAAGCAAAGGUCGACGCUCUGUUUCGAGAGCUAGAGGAAGUCACCUACGAAGAAGAUACCCCGGAUAUGAACCUACUGUCUGAUAGUCCGUUUUCUGGACCAGAGUCUACAAAUGCACAGGUGACAUUGGGACUUGGGCUUGCUGUAGUGGCGAGAACAAUCCGACACAUGCAUGGACAACUUCGCGUAAAAACUGAGGAAGGCAGAGGCUCACGUUUUGUCAUUCUUCUGAGUUUUGAUACUGAACACGCAAGUGAGGACAAGCCGAGCUCUGCACACCCUCCACCGUCUCCAUCGGCUCGCUCCACCACGGCAACUGAUACAAACACCAAGGACGGCGAGGUUACAUUAGUCUACCGGAAUCCAAAACAACGGAUGGAAGCAAACACAAUGACUCGAAAGGAAAGUGCCGAGAGCAUGCACAGCGUCAAUAGCCUACGCAGCGGGAAGAGCGGGAAGAGCGCAGUCAGCAUGAGGAGCGACGUCAGCCAGAAGAGUGAUGCGGACAGGCUCAUUGAUGCUAUUCAAGAACCCCUGCGCCUUUUCGAAGAGAAGGCCAAUACAACGGAUGGGUACGUUAGGGGAAAGCGUACUUCCAUCAGCUCUAGCACCAUCCCACCUCCGGAACCAUCGUCACCAACCAGGCUCAAAGCAGUGUCUUCCCCUCAGACACCCAGGCCCCAUUCAAUCAUGAAACACCCUGGCGUUGAAAAAGUGGCGGACUCUGGUACUCCUCUUCGACCCGUUAGGAUGCCUGACGAGUACGCGGAAAAGACUGAACCGCCUAAAACUGGAGCAAAGGUGCUCUUCGAGGAGCCGGAGUCAAUAGGAGCACCAUCCGACACUACGGAAACAUCGCGAUUUGGCGCAUCCGACAAUUUCUCAAUCUUGGUUGCGGAAGACGAUCCCAUCAACAGCAAGAUUAUGAAGAAGCGGCUAGAAAAGCUGGGACACAUACCCCAUAUGACAGUCAAUGGUGAAGAGUGUGCCUCGGCUCACGGUGAACAGCCUGCUUCGUUUGACGCCAUAUUGAUGGAUUUGCAAAUGCCGAUCGUGGACGGGUUCAGUUCUACUAAAAUGAUCCGUUCAUUUGAGAAGACGCAUUCGGGCACUUGUCUGUCGAGCAGAGCUCGGGAGAUUGGCAGAAUUCCCAUAUUUGUGGUCUCGGCCUCUUUGGUUGAAAGGGAGCGUGACAAGUACAUUCAGACUGGGUUCGAUGGCUGGAUAUUGAAGCCUGUAGAUUUCAAAAGAGUAAACCAGUUGCUCAAGGGCAUCGUCGACCCGGAGGCACGGAAUGCUUGUUUUUAUGAGAAAGGCAACUGGGAAAGGGGUGGGUGGUUCAGAUCCUCCAAAGAUCAGCACGACCCUUUCGAAGUCGAUACUCAUCCUAGCCUGGAAAAGCCCGUGGCUGAAGCAGAAAAAGAUCGAAAAGGAUCCGACGCUUCAGCCUCGUGACCCUGUCCAGCAUGAGUCCAAGAAUCAACUGCUUCCGUUGUAUCAGGAAGACACGGGGUCGUGUCAUGACGCUACAGUACUCUUGAGAGCCUGAGACAUCACCUAGAGCAGAAACGAAUACAGCAAGUCCUCGAUGCUAAUACGCUUGCUAAUCAUGCCCUCUUCUCAAUCCCGAAAAGCCACGACGUUACUGAUGAACGUGGGCAUUCCAGAUUUUGUCAUCGUGGGAAGUAUAGAUGGAAGGCAUGGUGUUGGAAGAGGCCACGUUCAGACCUUUCUGCCUGCGCACCUACCCGGUAGUACUUUGGACAUGGAAUACAAGGCUUGGGUUUUCACGUUUACAAAGAAUAGAAUCUGCAUCAUGACAAGGACGGGAGAGGUAUGACUAGGUGUGAUAUGAACGCGAACGUGUGUACGUUUAUUGCAUGACCAGAGGCAAGCAGAGAGACUUUUGUAUGGCAGACAGAGCCGGUAGUUUAGACACACGGCCAACGGUACGGAGUACUGUAUGCAUAGUAUCAUUGACUGC